UCCAGUUGCAUUGCGACUUACAUUCGCUGCCGGGUUAGCAUCGAGAAAACAUAGCGACAUCAUGGCAGGCGCAAGCUCAGGAGUGUUACCUUUCUAUCAACGUUAUGUGAACGGGGUUCCCGUUCCAGGACGCAAAACAUUGAGGUUGAGGGAAAAAUAUAUACUUUUGUUAGUGCUCAUGACCUUCUCAAUUGUAUGUAUGUGUGCGUUCAUGUAUUUGCCUAAUCUACAUGAUAAGGUGUCUAUGGAAGAGAUGCGAAAGAGGUUACAUGAUGCUGGAGAUAGAUUGUUUAUUCCUCAAGCAAGAAUGGGGCCUGACGGUGUACCUUUAGAUUGGGGUAAAGUUCUACGACACGAUGAGGAUGAAGACGUACAUAAUGUGAAUGAUAAACAUAAGCUUCAAGGGAAAAUCGAAAAAGCAUGGGAGCAGGAUAAACUGAGCGAAGCGCUAGGGAAACAAAUGGAUUUACACCCUGAUGAAGCACAAAAGUUGAAGGAAAGCAUUAAAUUUGAGAAAGAAAAUGUGCUUCAAAAGCAACGAGAGGAGAAUGAAAGGCAAAAGCUUGCUGCUAUUGAGGCUGCAAAACAGGUCGUGAAAGAUCAUGAUGGACACCCGGGUUCUCGAGGCGGUGAACCUUCUGAUCCGGAUGCAAAGGAAAAGAGGGAUAAAGUCAGAGAGAUGAUGCGCCACGCCUGGUCCACGUACGUGAAGUACGGCUGGGGCGCCAACGAGCACAAGCCCAUCUCCCGGCGCGCCCACUCCUCCAGCAUCUUCGGCUCCGUGGGCCUGGGCGCCACCAUCGUGGACGCCGUGGACACGCUCUACGUCAUGGGGCUGGACGAGGAGUACAAGGUGGCGCGAGACUGGAUCGCCACCUCCCUCAACUUUGACAUCGUUUUCAAGAAAAAGGCCAAGGAAGUGGCAGAUAAACUGUUACCCGCCUUCAACACACCGACUGGACUACCCUAUGGAUUAGUCAAUUUCAAGACGUGAUGAAGAUUCGUAACUUUUUGAGAGACGCUGACAAGCCAAGCGGGCUGUAUCCAAACUAUGUACACCCCAAAACUGGCAAAUGGGGACAACAUCACGUGAGCAUGGGAGCGCUGGGCGACAGUUACUACGAGUACCUGCUCAAAGAGUGGCUGGUCUCCAACAAAGAGGACUCGGACGCCAGGGAAAUGUACGACAAAGCCAUGCAGGCCGUCUAUGACAAGCUACUGGCCAAGUCCAACUCUGGUCUCACAUACUUUGCUGAGUACAAGUCUGGCCGUCUGGAGCACAAGAUGGACCAUCUGGCCUGUUUCGCAGCGGGUAUGGUUGGACUGGGAGCCGAGGGCUCAGACAACAAACAGAAGUACUUGAACAUGGGAGAGGAGCUGGCCAACACCUGUCACGAGUCUUAUAUACGCACAGCCACGGGCCUGGGUCCCGAGUCGUUCCGCUUCGAGGGUUCGGUGGAGGCCAAGGCGAUCCGUCAGAACGAGAAGUACUACAUCCUGCGGCCCGAGGUGCUGGAGGGCUGGUAUUACAUGUGGAGGCUGACCAAGAAGCAGAAGUACCGAGACUGGGCCUGGGCUAUGCUGCAGUCCUUGGAGAAGCACUGCCGCACUGAGGGCGGCUACACCGGCAUCAAGGACGUGUACCAGGUGAACCCCCAACAGGACGACGUCCAGCAGAGUUUCUUCCUGGCCGAGACCCUCAAGUACCUCUACCUGAUCUUCUCCGACGACUCGCUGUUGGCCCUGGACAAGUGGGUGCUCAAUACAGAGGCGCAUCCGCUGCCCGUUAAGGGAGUCAACCCUGCUGCUAUGGAGCUGUAGAGGAGUACAAUGACGAUCGCUUUCUGUGGGUGAUGUCUGUUUCUUUUCUUUUUUUCUUCGUUCUUGUUCUUUGCCGAUUCACAGAGAACACAGGUAGGAUAGUUCUCAGGUACAACCUCCGAAGGUGCCAUUGUUAGUGGACAAGGAGAGGAGACACUUUUAUUGCUCAGUAAAAAUUUGCUCUAGAUAAAGUGAGAAGGAUUAGAGUGCAGCCUCUUUCCUUUUUGCUGCAUCUGUGAUUUUUUGUUUGUUGUUCUUUACGGAUUUGGUAAAGAACCAAGAUAGGAUGGAGCUCAGGUAUAGCUUCCGAAGGUGCCAUUGUAAGUGUACUUGAGUGAUAAGACUCGGCUCUUGUUCUUCUUGGAGUCGUAGAACCUAGUUGAGCAGUGUCUCAGGAUUAAGCCCCAGGUGCCAUUGUAAGUCAUAAUAAGACUGGAGAAAGAUGACGUCUUUUGUUGCUCAGCUAUCAUUUGUACAUGAUGAAAUCAAAACUGUACAUGGCUCAGUGUCUAGGGAGGGGUUUGCAUUUUAGUUUGUUUUAUUGUUGUAAGAACUUUUGGGGAAAGUCUGUUCUGGGUUAGUUUUGUUGCCCUGCAAUUUGAAAGGGAGCACUUUGUUUGAUUGUUCAUUUGUGUAGCCUGAGGACUGCUCGAAUUAAGUUUUGUCAAAUUAAUCAGUAGGUUUGGGGGUGUUUGUUGGUUGUUUUGUUUUGUUUUGUUUUGUUUGUUUGUUGUUGUUUUUUUUUUUGGGGGGGGGAGGUGUUUUCUGUCCCUCUACAACUGCAGGACAGACUGUGGUCGGACAAAAUUUCGUGGCAUUUCUACAGAAUUUAUGUCUUGGGAGUGCAAUACAACUUAAGACGCCGAUUCAUCUUCUUGAUGUUGAACGGAGAAGAUUGAACGACUUUUGUCUCUCUCCCUUGUGAUCUGGAUAUCUCGUUACGUAUCCCCUGACAGCAUUGAGUAGCAGUUCCUCUCUGGUUACCCCAUGAACUUCCGUUCCAAAGUCCAAUCCUUGGACAUUUUGUUGAGCAUCGGUUCACCCUCUUGCUUUACCAUGCUUGUCAUCUCAUGAUGAGGUCUCUGAACUACCUGGUUACACUUCCUGAUUGGUUUCACAACUAUCAAUUUUAGAUUUAUCCACAGAGUCAAUUUUUUGCUCCCCCACCCCUAAAAAACACUCAAAAUAUUUCAAAUGUCUGUUUUUUCCUCUUUCUUUCGUAGUGUAACCAUUUACAUCUGUUUGUCGUUCCGUUUUGGGGAAGCUAUUUCAAGGAGUGUCUUCAUCUGUCUGUGGAGUUGAUUACAUACAUCACAAGUUGACCCUGACAGGCAGGGUCUAAGUAGCCGGCCUCCUGAAAGAUCUUGAUUAUAUCGUUGAAGACAUUAGGCAUUUACAAUCAGUCUUGGUGACAAUAACAUUUACCAUCAUUGUCCACUGGGGAAGAAGACCCUGUGACAGUAAUUUAUAUUGCAUUCGCUCUUUUGUGAUCUGUAUAGGAGUCGUUUUUGAUUAGUUUUGAAAUAUUGUCAGCCUAAGUUUUUCCAACUUAACUUUGAUAAAAAUCAAAGUUAACCUUUUGCACUAUUCAACCCUUGCAGACCACAAUGGAAAAAUGAUUUGUCAUAAACUCAAAAUUAUUGUGCCUUUAGCAUGACCUCUACUACCAUAUUCACCCUAUUAAACUGAACUAUGGGCAGAACUCUUGAGUUUGAGACCCCUUUCAGACGAGGGUACAACUGGAAAAAAACAACAACAAAAAACAAAUAACAACAAAGUUUAGUGUAUUUUGAAUGGUAAAGUUAAAUUUUCUGUUACUCUGUAAAUGUGAUAUUUUGAUCUUUUCCCAUUGUGGUGUUCACUUGGUUGCAGAAAAAAGAAAAAUCUGCUUGCCCUAACGUAUUUAUGACCUCAUUAAUUUGUGUCAUGCGUAUAAUAUAUUUAUAUGUAGAGUGGUUUGUAUCAUGCGUCUGUUGUUCCCAUGAUAUAGAAUACAUCGGUCAUUUGAUUUCUUUCUGAAGUUCCCAGGCGGAACAGUCACUGUUGAUGUGUGCCGAUGUUUGUCAUAUCACUGGGUUUUACACGUAUGUAGAUGAUCCUUCUGUGUGGCAAGUUUGUCUCUGUGCAGAGUUCUUUGGAAAUAAUGGAUAUCAGGACUUUUGAAGUCCACAUGAUGUUGGUUUUUUGGGGGGUUUUUUGGUGUGUGUGCGCUUGUUUGUGUAUUGGAGGUGGGGGGGGGGGGGGUAUAUUUAUGUGUGAUUGUGUGUGGGGAGGGAGAGAGAAAGUGGUGGAGGAAAUGAUGAGAAAGAGUAAUAGUUAUGGAAGGCAGAAACAAAAGAAAAGACAUUGAAGGGAAAAAAAAAACAAGAAGGGGGAGGUGGGAGUGUUAAAGGAGAGAAAGAGAGGGAGAGUGAAACAAUGGGUUGUUGUGGGGACACGAUGCUUUUUAGUGUGAAAGUUUCGAAUUUUUUAUGACCGUUCCUUGUUAGUUUUACAUGUUUCUCGUUGUGAUGAUAGAUGACUGACCCUUGAUGAUGCAUGUUUUGAGGCAUUGUCAAUUUGAUAAAAUUUAGUCGCCAGCCUCCUAAAGCAAUCAUUCUGAUGUCAAUAUUUAAUUCAGUCUUCAAUUUUAUUUUGUUCUUAUACAAUAUUUUUGUGUCAUGAUGUAGAUUGUGAUGAUUUGUCUGGCGUCUUUAGAGUGUAGUCUGUGUUCCUUUGUAUGGGCGUGGGGGGUUGGCAGGUGACCUGGUGUGGUUUGCUCCAUCUUUCCCAUCAAACAUAUAUCGUCCAGAAAUGAGAGCUGUCAUUGUCAUUGGAUAUGUGUGUCAUGUCUAGUAUCUGUAAUAGUUUUUUGUGCAUGUAGGUGACUUCUGACUGCGGUGAAAUAGGCUCUUCGCCGCUGCAUGCUGAAGACGUGAGUACGAGUCUGUAAGGGAAGUUUUUUGGGUUUUUUAUGUGGAGUUUCGCUAUCUGCUAGGAUGGUUUCCCUCUCAGCCCAAAGUUGCCGGAAGCAGCAUGCUUCCUAAAUAAUACAAAUUGUACUGAAGUUGGGAAACAUCUUUAACUGUCGUUGCAAUUGUUGCACAUAAAUGUGCUCAUGACCUGAAACAUUGACUGUCCUCCUGGUGUGUGAACUAGAAGUGUGUGUGUGUGUUUUAUGUAUUUUUACCCAGUGUAGAUCAAUACAUCAUAUAAUUAAGUUUAAAAACUACUGCUUUUUAUGACUCGUUAUCAUAGAGUUGAUAUUUACAUAAACAUUCCCUUUUUAAGUGGUUGUUAACGGAAUGACUGCGGUAUUGUACUACUAAUGUGUGAGAGCCAGAUCUUCUGCAUUUCAGUUUGUGUACAUCUGUAUUAUUGUGUUCCGUUCAUUAGUAUGUUCUGUACAUAUUUGAAUUCUCUUGAAAAGAUGCUUCAUCAUAUUACUCGGAUGACUACAUCUUUAAUGUCCGUUGUGUUUUCUGUGUGGAGUUUUGAUGUAGAUGAUUAUGAUUCUUUUUGGUUUCCUCUGUCCUUAUUAUUUUCUUUGGUUGGUUUAGACUUUUUUCCUUUUUAAAUUAUUUUUUUUGAUGGUGUGGGGGCGUGAUGUAUUCUUAACACAUUGUUUUGUGGUUUGUGUAGUUCUACUUAAGUAUGUGGUUGGGUGUGUGUGUUCUUCUAUUUGCUUGCUCAUGUGUUUAUUUGUUUGUAUAUGUAUGAGAGGCUGAGAGAGAAACUGAGAGCUGUAUCUGUUUGCUUGCUCAUGUAUGUAUUUGAUUGUAUGGAUAUGUGAGAUCGAGAGAGAGAGAGAGAGAGAGAGAGAGAGGGAGAGAGAGAGAGAGAGAGAGAGAGAGUAGUAGUACAUGAUGUAAAUUAUUGCUAGAUAUUUAUUUGUCUGAACUAACAGUGGGUUAUAUCGCAGUUGCUGUGAGUGAGACUGUUAGUGUGGUAGUUUCCGUGGCUUCUAAAUUCUGUAGAUGGCUGGAGAUCACCACUGGCAGCUCCUACUUCUUUUUUUUUACUGUCUGUCUGUCUUUCUAUUUCCUACACUUAAUGAUCUUAAGUGUGUCAGCGUGCCCCUCUUUACUGACACAAACAUUGCUUGGCCUGUCCCCCUUUAUCUCUUGUACCACAAGGCUGUGGUUGCAGUUUGGACUUUUUUUUUUUUUGGUUGUUUAAAAAAAUAUAUUUUUGCCUUUCAUGUCGCUGCUGUUACAGCAAAUUGUGAUGCUUUAUCGCUGUGUACCAACUAUGAUUGACUGCUCUGUGGUGGCAGAAUUUAACUACUUAAAUUGUCUGACAGACAGAUCAAUAAGCUGCUUUGUGCGAUUUCCUUUGUGUGGUUUGCUCCUUCUUUCCUAUCAAACGAUUAUUGUCCUUUUCCAUCCUUCUUUUUUUGUGUUUGUUACUCUAUUUUAACACCUUUAAUCUUCGGCUCUUAUACGACCUAAUUGUGUUGCAAGUGCCGUGAAAUGCUUACUAACAUAAGACAAUAAAACAGCUGAUAUACCAUGUAGGUCUCUUUUUUUUUCUUUUCCUCUAUUGUCUCUUGCUUUUUUCCCCCUGAGCUAAAUGAUCUUUUGUCAUGUGGAUAGGCAGUUGAAAAAUGGAGGACCACCUAUAAUUCAGGAGAAAAGUGGUCAUCUUAGACAGGUAGUCUCAGUGAACAACGUCAUAAUGAUCUAAAAAAUUUUUUUUAAAGAUGGAAGGAUGGGGGAAUGGGAAAUGGUAGUUUGAAAAGGUAAUCGUCUUUGACAGAUGUUUGGUUGUUACAGCAUGUUCGACUGUAUUUCUCAUUUCUCAAACAAAUAGACUCAGACUAGUGUUUCCCUGUUGCCGGGCCAGAACCUGUGGUUUUCCCACAGCCAUGUUUGUGCUUGUGCUGGGGAGGUGUCAUUUUUCCACCUGAAUCAAUGGUGUAUUGUAAUGUUCGGCACUUGAACAUGCAUGCAAAGGACAUCUGUUUAAUUCUCGUUUUGGAAAGAUGUUUGAUGAGUUGUCUCAUUCUGCAGGGAUGUAUCCCAUUUGUCCGAGAUUAGUGCCAACAAGCAAAAUCAAAGCAGCCUGCCUCUAAAAUUAUUUAAAUUGUGUUGAUGAAGGUGUAAAUGAUUUAUAGAAAAAUCUAAGACUUAGUUGGUGUUCUAAAUUUCAUAGCUGUGGGACAGCUUAUUGGACUAGAUGUUUCUUUUAAUUCUGCCCUAGUUUGCUUCUUCUUAUUCUUGGUUUCACCUUUAUCUUAAUCUAGGCUUUUUUAUAAGCUCCCGUGACCUCACAGUGUCGGCGAGGAUUGUGCAUUAAAGAUUCUUUUCAAAAUGAAGGUGUGAGAAAUAACCAGAUGGCUGAAAGAGAUAACCUUACCUUACUUCAUUUGCUUGUAGAGGUGUGGUCUCUUAAUAGGUGGUCUUUAAAGAAGUAGUGUUAAUACUUACUUCUCCCUCUGUUUGCACAUAAUGCUGGACUGUUUGCUGUAGUUUGUUCCCAAAGGAAUGCAGAAGUUAUCUACAAGUGUGUAUAGGUGUAGCUGGACCUGUGGAGAUUGAUUACAUUUUUUGGUUCCUGUGAAUGGUGGAAGCUGUCAACACUUGUUGAGUAUGUUAAGCUUGGUUUUUUUUUUUCUUUGUAGUAUAUAGUUUUGCUGGCUGUAUUGAGCUACUGCUCCUUUGUUUCCCUCUGUUGUUUCAGACCGUCUAUUUUGCUCUACUAAAUGAUCAUGAUAGUGCCAAUGUUCUUUUCUGUACUUGAACUGAACUAAGCUUCGGGUGAUGGAGGGUGCCACUGGUAGGUCCCACGUCUGUUCUUUCUCUCUAAUAUUUCCUGUCUAUCUGUCUUACUUUUUCUCUGCAAUAAAUAACCACAUAUUAUGUCCAUGUGCUUCUCUUUUCGCUCACAUACAAUACUGAACUAGGCCCGCUUCUUUUGUUAUGUGUCUGUCUGGUGUCCUGCUAUGACACAGAAUUAUGUGGCCAUCAUUGUGUCAGUGUCUUUUUUUUUACUCUGGCUCAGUCACAAAGACAAUCACCAAAGUCUGUGGUGUAUAAUUCAGACAUCAGGGCAUGCAGCAUCGCUGAGUUAUGGUUACCAAUAUUUGCACUUAACUGUGUGUGUUAUCAUUUUUGUGUCCUAAUAGUAAUAACUAAAAGAUCGUUGGUCGUUGGCUGUAGGCAGAGUUGGCAAAUAACAGUCUACAUAUUUUUGUAAUGCUUGUUGUAUAUUUUGUCUCGUUACAUCAUAUUCCAAUCAGUUCAGCUUUAUGUCUCCAUCUUUCUCUCAUGUAGAUUUAUAUGCAUAUUCAAGUGUGUGUGUGUGUGUGUAUUUGUACAUUUAGUUUUUAUUUUAUUGGAGUGGAAUUUUCUGUUUAUUCCACCUACAGGGUGUGACUGUGAAUUUUUUAACAAAUAUUUUUCUCCAAAUGCCCUGCCUGUGACUCGUGUGUCUGGUGUAUGCUGUGAGAAUUUUAAAGAUUCUGUGGACGAUAAGCGGGAAUUUGGAGAGUGCAUGCAAGGGAUUCCACAAUUUUAUACACCCAGUGGGGAAGGGUGUUUCCUUAAAAACAGCUAUAAUUUAGUCUUAAAUAGCGAGCCAGUGAAAUGUGGAACCUUAAACGCCACUUCAGUGGUGAGCUGGAUUUAAAGAGUUAUUUGUGUCAGCUUGCUGCUCUUUUUGGAAACUGAAGUAUACUGUUGGCUCUGUUGUGAUAUCCAACACAGUAAAAAAAACAAGAGAUUGCAACUCUCACUAUAAGCAGUUUUUGGUUGUGGUGUCUGGGGAGUGAUUUUGGCUUUUUAGCCUGGUCUGUGUGCGUGUGUGGCCGUCGUCGGUCUUCCUCUACUUGUUUUCCUUUUUAUUUGUGCUUGUGUAUGUACGUGUUUGUGUGUGUGUUGGUGGGUGGGUGUGCGCGCUCGUGCAACACAGCUUGUAUUUGAAUACAAGUCAGAGUGACCAUUGAUCUGAUCAAUAUGUCAUGUCUGUUGUUAACUCUAUAGGUUAAUGUAAGUCAUUUUUUCAACCCAAAUUAUAAAAAGACUUUUAUGUCAGAUGCUUUAAUAGUUCUUAGAGGUGUAUUCGUCCACAUUAUUUGUGUAAGUUUAUUUGAUUCAGACCACUAUAAUAAUAAUAAUAAUAAUUGCAUUUAUAUAGCGCAUAUCCAUGCUCAAGAGCAUGCUCUAUGCGCUUUACAACUAUUAUUUCAGCCCUUAUGUGGCCCAGAUUCCAUCACCUCCAAUUCUUAUUAUCAGUGACUUUGAGAUGUGCUCUAGAUGUUGAACAAUAAGUGGAUUUGUGUAGAUGAAUUGUUAAGUGCAUGGAGCCUUCUUGCUUAUAGGUUUAUAUGUGGGAUGCAAUCUAGAUAGUUAAAAAUCUUGGCAGUAUUUUAUAUAUUAGUGUUUGAGUGCCAGUUAAAUGGCAGUUUAUGCUGACUUCUCCCUUAGAAGCUGAGAAUGUUUAGGAAUAUUUUAGUCUGUCUUGGUAGUAAUAAAUUGUAAAGCGUAUAGAGUCUACUUUCUAAUUGGGAUGAUAUGCAGUACAUUAAAUAAAUCUGUUAUUAUUAUUAACAUCGACUGAUAACUGGAUUUUUCUCUGAGCGUUCAUGUUAAGACAGGUGUGUAGUGUGAUGCAGAUGAGGAGAGUGGAGUUAUGCAGUUGGGAGCGCCGUAAAACCCCAUACUAAAACAAAGAGUGGAGUGAGUGGUUGUUCACUGGUGUUGUUCACUGGUGUUGUUCACUGGUGUUGUUCAGAUGUUGUACUACUUUGCAGACCCAGGUCCGUGUGAACACGUUUUAGUUACUGCUGUAGUACUUCGCUGUCACUGCCACAAGAACAAGAACAAUGUGCAGGAACUCCCGAUAUUGUUUCACCCCUUGAAAGACUGACCGAGAAUGUAGAGAACACUUUCUGCUGGUGGCUGGAGGAUGCCACCGGUAGUUCCUUCUUCUUGAGUUUUUUUUUUUUUACCUCUGUUGUUUCUAUCAAUUUUGCUUUUUCCUACUGUAUAAUACCAUAUGACCAUUAUGGUGUCAAUGUGCUUCUCUUUACUUUUACUCUAACAAAAA
Molecule: messenger RNA, 9849 nt
Organism: Aplysia californica (California sea hare)
Lineage: Eukaryota; Metazoa; Mollusca; Gastropoda; Aplysiida; Aplysiidae
Product: mannosyl-oligosaccharide 1,2-alpha-mannosidase IA
Biological process (GO): carbohydrate metabolic process; N-glycan processing
Cellular component (GO): endoplasmic reticulum; Golgi membrane
Molecular function (GO): mannosyl-oligosaccharide 1,2-alpha-mannosidase activity; calcium ion binding
Source: RefSeq, a predicted model, not a curated record